Effrenium voratum is the source of this 4020-nucleotide messenger RNA. NCBI's taxonomy places the organism in Eukaryota, Dinophyceae, Suessiales, Symbiodiniaceae. The record is from the annotation of a GenBank genome assembly.
AUGCCGGCCGGCGCCGACCAGAAAUCGGAUGACGAGCUCUCUACAGAGCUUGGGAGACUGCUGGACGCCAAUGAUGAGGUCCUCACCGACCAAGCAGAUGCUGAGACGAACCACGGCGACGCCCGACAGCACACUCAGGCCACCCAAGCGGACGCUGAGACCAACCGUGGCGACGGCCAGCGUCACACCCAGGCUGCGCAAGCAGAUGCUGAGACCAUCCCUGGCGGCGGCCAACAGCACACUCAGGCCACCCAAGCGGAUGCUGAGACCAACCGUGGCGACGGCCAGCAUCAUUCCCAGGCCAUCCAAGCAGAUGCCCCUGGCGGCGGCCAACAGCACACUCAGGCCAACCGUGGCGACACCCAGGCCGCCCAAGCAGAUGCCCCUGGCGGCGGCCAACAGCACACGCAGGCGGAGACUCAGAUCACCCCUCAUAGCAACCAACAGCACGCGCAGGCAGAUGCUGACACCAUCCCUGGCAGCCUCACUUGCGACUCUGCCGUGGGCGCGUCAGCCGUGAAGCAGGAGCAGCCCACAGACACUCACCAACCAGCCGUGCAGCAGGAGCAACCUGCAGGGCUUGAUGUCAAGCGUGAGACCACAGGAGUGCUCGGAAGCCCUGACUUCAAGCAAUACUGUGUCGAGAGCAACACAAGCUUCACUUGUGACCUCUGCGACAUUGACGGCCUCUACAACGAAAUCAUGAACCAAGGGCAAGGCGCCGCUACAGCAGUGAUUCGUGACUGGCACGCCUGGCGGGAAACCUGCUUGCAGAUCAAGGAGCUGAGGCCCAAGAUCCGGGAUAUGGUGCUCCACCCUUUGUUUGAAGAGUUCUGCACCGUCAAAGAUGUGUCAUUUGAGUGCGAUCUAUCUGACAAGACUGCAGUCCAACAUCAGGUCAUGCGCAGUGGCGUGCCAGGUGGUGCUGACCGCUACAAACUACCCCCUACUGCUGCGCAUCCUGACAUCAACGACGUCUUGGUUUCUGCAGUGAAGGUCAGCCACGAGUUUAUGGCAGAGGUGGUGGCGUUCAAGCAAGCCUUUUUGGCUGCCUCCCUGGCCGAAUCUCACAGCCCGGACUGCUGUGUCUUCAAUGAUGCCACGCAGAUGUUUUGCCCGGAUCGGUCCUGCGAAAGCUCCAGUGUACAGACGUUCAAAUGUGUAAUCAACUUGCUGAACACUGUCCCGGUCAGCUGGUUCAUCUUGGAAAAUGUCGACCUCGACUCGGAGCCGGACGGGAACCUAGACCUCAUCAUGAAAGCGCUGUCAUCCUCCGGAUUUGGCACGCAUGCCGACGGAUACCAGGUGAAGGCCUUCAAGAUUUUGACGAGCGAUUACGGACUCCCUUCUCGGCGAAUACGACUCUACUUUGUAGGAGUCAGUCGCAGCUCAUUUCCACAGUUCAGCAUGAAAUGCGUUGAGCGGAACCUCAACAUGUUCACGCUGAAGUGCCAGCCACCGGACUCUGAGGACUUUGUGCUGGAUGAUGACAGUGCGCCGGUCCAAGCAGAACUCGGGAGGCGACAGAACACGCUGUUUUUGAUGGACGAGAAGAAGUCACGGGAGAAGACCAAGCAGGGGCCCAUUAGAUUUGGGGACGUCUACCACUCCGAAGAGGAGGAAGAACACUUGGUGACGCUUGUGGCACAGUGCCUUUGCUUGACUCUGCGCUUGCUGUGGGGUGAUCUACCAGAGGGGGUCACCCUGCCGGACAACUACAAGAUGCGGAAGUGCCGGUGUUGCAAGACCACCAGUUGCAGUGUGAACCCAUGGCCUCUCACAGGCACGGUGCUGCACGCAUGGGUGUGGACUCAAGGUGGAUUCGAGGCGGAUUGGCAGACAGAAGACCGCUUCCAGAAGGCUAUCCGAGCGAACCUCGUGAAGCUCAAAAAGGAGGACCCCUCCAUGACGUUCCGAGUGGAACGCGCAUGUGCUGCCAUCAAGGAGAAGGUCUUCGCCAGCUCUCGGCACGAGCAGACGGUGAUGAUGGUGAUGUUUGCGCCUUGCGCAGUCGCGAGCGUGUCUAGAGACGCCGAACUCCAUGAUGGUCAAGUCAUUGAUGACGGGCAGUCCGUGGACAAGGUCUUCACCGCCGCCAAACGCGGAGUUUUAAAAAAGCACGUGGCCACCAAGCAGUGCAGCCUGAAGGGCCCGCCCGCGCAGGAAGAUUCCAGGAACGAGGGUCGGGAGGAUAUCGACGGAGAUGGUCCUACUGGCAUCGAGCUCGCCAACAACCUGCUAGAUCCCACCCACGCCACCGUGGGAGACAGCGCUGACGAGGAUAAAGACGAGGCCGCUGCGACGAACGGCCUCAUGUCCUUUUUCAAGAGCCGCUUCCAGGUUGACCACAAGGACGCAGGCCUGUCCGAGGACCCUUUUGAUGCAGUGGACCUGCCCACGAGCAACACAGAUGCUCCGUUCAAGGCAUACCUGGUCGAUCGGAACUCCAAGUUCCAAGCGCUGGUGACGGAGCUCAAGUUGAAAAAGAAGUCGGCCAGCCGGCGCCGCAAUCAAGGCUUGCUGUGCCAGUCGCACCCAGAAGAUGGGCAGUCGCUCCUGAGCCUUUGUGAUGCGGCCAAAGCCAACCACGGCGUGACGAUCAACGGCGCCAUCAUCAGGCGUUGCUUGAAAGCGCUGCUCUGCGAGGACUUGAAGCAGUGCGACUUUGCUACCAUGGUUACCGGCACCCUGGAGACAUUCCUCGCCCGCCACAUCCAAACCACAGACGAGGACGAGCCGGCGGGCGCCUUCUACUCGAUGUCCUGCAGCCAGUGCUUGCAGAAGCUGGUUAAGGCAGCGACUGCCAAGUUCCGCAUGAAGGAACACAUCACCGUGCCUCACAACAAGCGCGAGCUUUCAGCCAUGGACUCUUCCCUGGACGCCCUGGGCAACGGUGGCUCGGUGCCUACAGACUUAGCCAACGAUGCAACAACAGUGCUGCGGCUGGUGCGCGCUGACACAGUUCCGAUCCAUGACGUUAAGGAGUCAAUCAGCGCCAUUGAGUCCAUGCAGCAGGGCGGGCAAGAGCUCAAGAACACCAUGAUCAUGACCGCGUCGGUUAUGGGCACAAGCCUUGGUGUCAAGAUCCUGAACGACGCCAAGUUCAGCCUGGAAACACGCAACUCAGACGCAGAGUUUUCAGACCGUCUUGCCGCAGCGUUUCAUAGACUGCCCGGCGCCUUUGUGGAUGUGGAGACUGGCAGUGCUACGAUGGCCGAGCGGCGCUUCGGUCCCAAACUAGCAGUGGACAGACAGUGCUCGCAUGUCUUGGACGCCUUCCAGCUGCUUCACACCGUAUGCACUUCCAAAUCACAAGCUAAGUCGCUGGGGAAGGUGCUUCCAUGGGUGUCGCACGCUGCGUCGUCGGCUACAAGCAGCAACAUCUUCGACGCGCCGCCAUCUACAUCAUGGGCCUGCUACAAGUCUUUCGUCAAGCUCAACGACUUUAGCUCCUGCAAGGAGUUCUUGGACUCUGCCACGAAGCUGUCCCAAGCCAUGGCCGCUGUGAAACACAACUCCAGCGACAAGGUGGAUUGCCAAGGAAACAUGGGCAUCGUUUGUCGAGACGACUUCGUGCGCGGACGGUCUGUCAGGGACGCUAUGAACAUGGCUGACAUGACGGCGGUCAAAGGAUCGGACCCGAGUGAUAUGGUCACUGCCCUGUUUUCCGGCGAGUUCAACGUUGACGCGCUCCGAUCAGUCGUCCUGAAGAUAUCCACAUGUGCUUCCACAGAGGUGGAUCGCUGGAUUGCUGACAAGGCGACGGCUCUGGACAAUUUGGUCCAGCAGGUUGAGUCCCACAAGCUUCCCUGUGGCAGUGACAUCCAGUACCCUGUGACCGCUGACGGGGACAACACCAUUCCCACCAUGAAGGACUUUCCGGACCUGGCGCAGAUCGAUGAGGGUGCUGUGGCCAACACGUGCACCCGCCUUCAAGCCGCGAUGCAGGACAUUGAGGACAGCCGAUUGUUUCUCACAAACAAAUAUAAACAAUCAGCCAUCUACGAAGUUCACGUGUGA